UAUGAUAAGAAAAGAAGCGUUUAUUUAAGCAAAAUGCUUGCUCGCUGGCUCUUCUCAACCAAUGCUAAAGAUAUUGGGACUCUAUACCUCAUUUUCGCCCUGUUUGCCGGUAAACUAUUUAUCAUGCCGGCUUUAAAUCUUGCUAUAUGCAGGGAAGGUUCUACUCUCUUGCAGUACUUCAUUAACUUUGUUUUCGAAGUAACAAUCUGGAGAGAAAUUAUUAGGAACUUAUCUGCAGAAAACUUUUUAUUAAGGAUUCUCAGAGACUUUACGCAAGAGUUCUUAACCAUAUUAACUAUCUCAACUUAUAUAUUAGAAACAUUUGCAACUAGUGUACAGAAAACUUUACAUAUAAGAGAAGUCCAUAAUACUAUACCUAACACAUCUGGUCAAUUAGGUCCUAUUUAG
Molecule: messenger RNA, 408 nt
Organism: Funneliformis caledonium
Lineage: Eukaryota; Fungi; Glomeromycota; Glomeromycetes; Glomerales; Glomeraceae
Source: the annotation of a GenBank genome assembly